AUGGAAUCCGACAAUCCGAAUGGAUAUAACGCUGGGAAGCGGAGUUCAAUGCAUCAGGCCUUGCAUAGCCGCCCGGUCGAACGUCGACCCAGCAAAAAGUCAUCAUCCCGCGAUCGCCAUGGUAUGGUCUACCCAGACAGUUUCCGAGAAACAAGCAUUCGCACCGUGACCCCGGAGUCUCAUUCCCCUUUAUCCGAACCAGAGCACCUUACCAGCAGUGCGCCCUCCCCACGGACCACCAUGCGAUCGCGCACCGUCGACCGACGCGAGGAAGACACGUCGAUAGAUGGGCGAAACGUGCGCACACGAGCACGAACAGCCACAUUGGAUGAACAACGAAGCGACCUGGCAUCCUCCACUUUCAAGUCCCGAACCCGAAUCGGGUCCGUCAACGCUACCAGCUCGUCCCAGCCCAAACCCGCCACCGCCGAAUCGAAUACCACAGACGACUCAUCCAGCAUUGGAUUUCCGUCGAUCCACUCGCCAAAUUACUCUGGGUCCGCCACUGCUCGCCAGCGACUGAGCAAGUCACCCGGCCAGGCCACCUCCCUGGCACAUUGCCAAGCCGCCUUUGCAUCACCACUCUCGAAGACCGACGCUGCCAAGAUCCUACAGCUAAUGAAGACUACCUGUGGCCGAAUGCAUGGAAUUCUCUCGUUUCGAACGACGUCCGGAAAUGCAUCGUCCUCGAACGCCUGGACAUCCGGGUACUGUGCGAUCAACGUCGCCACAGGUAGUCUUAUAUACCAGGCAAAAGGAGAACCGGCAUUGGCGAAGACCCUCAUUCCUGAUCUGCGUGGCUGCCGGGUUCGAACACAUUACGAUUCAGAAUUACAAACAACCUAUCUCAAUGUUCACACUUUCACAUCCGGACUUGGAAUACAACUGCGACCCCACGUCAAUGAAACCUUUGACUCGUGGCUGGCAGCCCUUUUGUGCUGGCAGCCCAUCCGUCCCAAGGGCGUCCAGAACAAAAUGACCAAACCCCAGGAGGUUGUAAUCGGUGAUCGUCGAAUCCCCGAGCGCCGCCGAAACUCCGAGACCGCCGCGCACAAGGAUGCCGCCAUAAUCAAAGUCGGAAAGAUGCUUCUCUGGGACAAGCCGUCUGCAUCAGGCGCACGGCCUGUAUCCGCUCGCCGCGUAUCCACGUAUCGACAAUCAAGAGCGUUGUCUUCGUCAUGGCAGAAAGUGAGCUGCACAUUGCAGGAGAAUGGCCAUUUCAAACUUUAUACAGAAUCCGACGUCGCUCUCGUGGCGUGUGUGCAACUAUCGCAACUCUCUCGAUGUGCGAUUCAGCAAUUGGAUCCCUCAGUGCUCGACGAUGAAUUUUGCAUUGCCAUCUACCCACAGUACACCGCCCACCCUGUCGUCGACUCUACCAUGCGCCCCAUCUACCUUGCUUUGGAGACCCGUGUUUUGUUCGAGGUCUGGUUUGUACUGUUACGUGCGUUUACCAUCCCCGAGCUGUACGGGCCUGAGGCUUCGUCAGAGGUCGAAGAUCCAAACAAGACCCCAGAGGCCGAGAGUGUCGACUCCCCGACCAGAGACAUGUUCAGAAUUGAAAGAAAACUCAACCUGAGGGUCACGGAGGGUAAGCUUUUCCGGGCUAAAGAGGAAAAUACCCCGCGAAGUCGCAAACAGUCUAGAUCCCACGGUUUUUCUGCUCCUUCUCCGCCAAAACCCAGUGACUACUAUACCGAAGUCCUCCUAGAUGGGGAGAUCCGUGCCAAGACCGCUGUCAAAUACCGUACUCCAAAUCCGUUUUGGCGGGAAGAUUUUGUCUUUAACGAUCUACCUCCGGUGCUCUCCCAGGCCUCAAUCCUUGUCAAAACCCUGAAUCCUACGCAGAGAGAUUGGACUCUCGUGGCUCAUGGAACAUAUGCAUCAACCCAAGAAGCCAAUGCAGUCAACAUGCUCGACGAUAUCGAAAUUUCCACCAAUGAUGCGAUCUUCGGGCGGGUGGAUCUUCGUCUAGAUGAACUGGAGCCUGGGGUUGAUACCGAGAAGUGGUGGCCCAUCUUGGAUGACCAUGAUCAGGCCGUCGGGGAGAUCUUCAUGAAAGUCAGAAUGGAAGAAACGGUCGUUUUGAUGUUUGCAGAAUACGCACCGAUGCAGGAACUGCUUCACUCUUUCACCAACGGCCUAACAAUCAACAUGGCCCAGUUGAUGUCCUCCGAGCUCACUCAGUUGUCCGAAAUGCUGUUGAAUAUCUAUCAAGUCUCCGGCAAGACGGUGGAUUGGAUUUCGGCGCUGGUCGAGGAUGAAAUCGACGGCGUGCACAAGGAAUCCACAACCAAUCGAUUGCGGUAUACGACAAGGAUACACUCCAACGACUCUCGAGAAUCGAGCCAUGACCGAGAGAUUCUCGUGAGAGACAUGGGAAGAACUGCAACGGUGGAGGCAAAUCUUCUCUUCCGUGGCAACUCGCUUCUCACAAAGGCGCUGGACCUCCACAUGCGUCGACUUGGUAAAGAGUACUUGGAAGAGACUAUCGGAGAGCGACUGCGUGAGAUCGAUGAAAGUGACCCAGAGUGUGAAGUUGAUCCGUCUCGGGUACCACGCACCGAAGAUCUCGAUCGCAAUUGGCGAACCCUUAUCACCCUCACCACGGGAGUCUGGAAGUCCAUUGCGAUAUCUUAUAGCCGCUGCCCUCCUGAGCUAAGACGUAUCUUCCGGCAUGUCAGGGCAUGCGCGGAGGACCGCUAUGGCGACUUCCUGCGUUCGGUGACCUACAGCAGUGUCUCUGGGUUCCUUUUCUUGCGGUUCUUUUGUCCAGCUAUCUUGAAUCCUAAGCUGUUUGGACUUCUGAAGGACCAUCCACGCCCACGUGCCCAACGCACCCUAACUCUCGUUGCCAAGGCACUCCAGGGUCUGGCGAAUAUGACAACCUUUGGCAAUAAGGAACCUUGGAUGGAGCCCAUGAACAAGUUUCUGGUUGGUAACCGGUCAGACUUCAAGCAAUUUGUCGACCACAUCUGUAGCAUUUAUGCAGACCAGCCAGCUCCGGUUCCGACGCCUUCAUAUACCACUCCCGUACAGAUUCUUGGCCGCUUGCCACCUACCUCACGCGAAGGUUUUCCUAGUCUUCCGUUCUUGAUCGACCAUGCACGAUCUUACGCAAAUUUAAUCCGAGUGUGGUUGGAAGUGGUACCGGAACGGAUGGCUGAACUAGAGGAGGUGGACGCCAGCCUCGCCAAAUUCCAUCAACUAGCACACCGCCUACGAGAACGUACCGAGGAGUGUUUAGAUAAAGCGGAACAAGCAGAGCGCCCCAAUGGAACCCUUGAGGUCAAAUGGGAGGAACUUGUGGACUCGAUGGAACGUGCCGUGACCUUUUAUGACGAAACCUCGAGCAAGCCAGCCACUCCAGCAUCGGAUGCGCAGGUUGGAGGAACCUUCUCAAUUCCGCAAGAUAAGCGCGGAUCGAUCGGUUUCUUCGCACCCCGGCCGGCGAUGCCCCGUCGUUCGACGGACUACGCGCCGGAGGAAGAUGACACGCCACCCAGUUCAUCAUCAGCUACAUGGGACCAGAGCCGCAUGCCCUUCUCUAUCCCUCGGUGGUCCGAUGCUCGCGAUAGUACCGGAAGUUCCAAAAAUUCUUCAACUUAUUCCCUGGAAUACUCGGAGAAUUCAAAGGCACGCAGGUCUAGCGUCACAAAGGAGACUUCCAGCAAGUACCGUUUCUUCGACUUUGUUCCUGCCCCUUCACGACGCAAAGCGAAGGACCGUGACCAAUCUCAUCACUCGCACGAGGACUUUCGAAACGAGUUUUGA
This is a messenger RNA of Penicillium argentinense, 3774 nucleotides long. RefSeq names its product GTPase-activating protein BUD2. The record is from RefSeq and is a predicted model, not a curated record. The transcript is spliced from 2 exons. Gene Ontology annotation, biological process: regulation of GTPase activity. The coding region runs from base 1 to 3774 and encodes 1257 amino acids. Lineage: Eukaryota; Fungi; Ascomycota; Eurotiomycetes; Eurotiales; Aspergillaceae.